AUGGACGAUCAUGCAGGCGCAUCGAUAGUCAACCGUGACGACCCCAUCCCCGUCAUCCAGAUCCCGUUCAACACCGAUGAUACGGCGCCGCCCGAAACGGAACAGCAAAAGCUAGGAAGGAGAGAGAGAAUCAAGCAGGAGGCAGAGAGGUUAAAGGGCAAGUUUCAAGAUGUUUCGACUCAGUACAAGACGACACAAGGGAGCGUGCAGGAGAGACUGUUCAAUACACUGCUGGAGCAAGUCUUUCCACAAGACGCCGAAGACGAUGGCACUCCCAAGAAGGACCGCCGCUCAAGGCAAUACGUUGAUAAACCACAGUUCAGUCUGCCUGUCAUGUCGGCGAACUUCCGACGCUUCAAUGCAAGGUCCAACCAAAUGAUACGCCUCUUCACCUGGCGAGUACCGACACAUACCAUGUCUUUUCUGGCCGUCUAUACCCUCGUGUGUCUGCAGCCCGCACUAGCUCCUGUCGUCCCAUUGGCAGCCCUUUUAUUCUUCGUCAUGAUACCCUCCUUCCUCACACGUCAUCCUCCACCUCCUGUCGCAAACCCUUCAUCUUCGGUGGACGCAGCAGCCGCCGAGCAAUAUGCAGCAUACGGCUACUCAGGCCCAGCAGUAGCUCCUCCCCAGCGCGUCAAGCCUGCUCCAGAAAUGAGCAAGGAUUUCUUUCGCAACAUGCGCGACCUACAAAACUGCAUGGAAGAUUUUAGCUGUGUCCACGACGGCGCAGUCGCAAUCAUUACUCCCUACACUGAUUUUAGCAAUGAGCGCUUGUCCUCGGCUGUAUUCCUUUGCUUGACUGCUCUCGUGAGCAUAGCCUUCCUAGCUGCACAUCUGGUACCCUGGCGCGCAAUCUUGCUGGUGGCAGGCUGGUCAGCCACAGCAGCAGGCCACCCCUACACCCAAGAACUCAUCAGCAAUGAAGGUUUCCUGGCCAAUUUGCAAGUCAUCUACGACCGCAUCUGCGUGUUCGGCGCCGAAUGGGUCGAAUCCGACAUCGUCCUCGACGAACCCGCUCAAGUCCGCGAAGUCGAGAUUUUCGAGUUGCAAAGACUGCAAAAACACACUUUGGGCGAUGAAGGAGCUGUGCUGCAAGGAGAAUGGGAGCCUUGGUUGUUUACUCCUCAACCCUAUGCUCCUACUUCUCCGUCCAGGAUUGCUGGUGCAAGACCAGUAGGCACACAGUUUNUUGAGGAUGUACAGCCGCCUGAUGGAUGGCUGUGGCGGGACAAAAAGUGGACAUUGGAUUUGGGGAGUAGGGAGUGGGUUGAAGAGCGCUGUGUUUCUGCUGUGGAGAUCGAGACCGAAGGCGAAAGAUGGGUGUAUGAUCUUGACACUGCUGACUCGAAGGCUAAAUCUACCACUACUCUUUCCCCACCAAAAAGUUGGGAGGAAGGACCGGGUGUAUCGGUCAAGGGCGAGUGGAGACGCAGACGUUGGGUCAGACUUGUCGAGCGCAAGAUUGUCAAG
Molecule: messenger RNA, 1470 nt
Organism: Aureobasidium vineae
Lineage: Eukaryota; Fungi; Ascomycota; Dothideomycetes; Dothideales; Saccotheciaceae
Source: the annotation of a GenBank genome assembly